AUGGGUUUCCAAAAGUACGCCGACCGAGACAUGUAUGUGUCUCCUCUGCCGAACUCGAAGGACUACGAGGUUGUGACGUACGGCGAGCAGCGCCGGCGGGUGAUCCGGCUUGCGACGUGGUACCGCUCCCUCGGGCUCGGGCAGGGCAGCAAGGUGGCCGUGGGUGGCACGAACAGCAGCCAGUUCCUCGUCGCAGCCUGGGCGGCGCACUACUGCGGUGCAAUCCCGGUCUUCAUCAACUCGACGCUGCACGUCGACGCCUCCCUGCACUGCCUCGGCAUCACGAAGCCGGACCUCGUCCUCGGCGACGCCGACUACAUCACCGAGCUCGUCCCGAUCAUGGACAAGCUGAAGGCGGCCGGCGUCGGCCCGAUCUACACCUGGGAGCCGACUGAGCAUCUCUCGGCCGACCUGCGGCGGAGCGUUAAGCCCCUUCCGGCUUAUACGCCGAGCAAGGCUGAGAUCGCUGCUGUUGAGCGGGGCGAUGGCCUCGAGGGCAUGAACGCCGACUCGGACGGGCACAUCUUCUUCACCUCUGGCACCUCGGGUAUGCCCAAGGCUGUCAUUUCGAACCAGCGCGCCGCCCUGCACAACUACGUCUCGGGCACGUUUGCGAGCUUGCGCGCUAUGCUUCGUGCGGGUGCGACGUACGAGCAGGCGACUACGCCGGCACCGACGCAGGCGAGCAUGCUCGUCCCCGCGCCGCUUUUCCAUGUUACGGGGUGCAUUUCCUGGACAACGCGACAAAUGACUACGGGAGCCAAGAUUGUCUUCAUGAAGCGCUGGAGUGUGCCGGAGGCGAUCAGGCUGAUCGAGGCGUACAACGUCAACGUCCUCGGCGGCGUGCCGGCCACGACCAAGGCGAUCCUCCAGUCUCCCCUCCUCCCGAAGGAGCGCAUGUUCACGGCCGUGUCCUCCGGCGGCGCCCCCAUUCAGGCUGGCAUGGCGGCGGCGCUCACGAAGCGCUUCCCCGGUCUCAGUGUCAGCAACGGCUGGGGUCUGACGGAGACAAACGGACUUCACAACGCGCUCACUGGCCGCGACUACCUCGAGAACCCGGAGAGCUGUGGCCCGCCAGUCCCCAUCUGCGACAUCAAGAUAAUCGACCCGGAAACCGGCCGCGAGUGUGGCCCAGAGGAGAUGGGCGUCAUCUGGGCCCGUGGAUCGAACGUCAUGAACUGCUACUACGGUAAUCCGGAGGCGACGGCCAAAGUCCUCACGCCGGACGGCUGGUUCAACACCGGCGACAUGGGCACCGUCAACAAGGAGGGCUGGCUCUCGAUCAGAGACCGCCAGAAGGACAUCAUCAUCCGCGGUGGCGAAAACAUCGCCUCCGCAGAGGUCGAAAAUGCCCUCGCUUCCCUCCCCGAGACGGCAGAGGUUGCUGCUGUCGCAGUUCCGGACCCGGUGCUCGGGGAGCUUGUCGGCUGUGCUGUCUCCCUUGCUCCGGGCAAGAACCUGACCGAGGCGCAGGUGCUCGAGCUUGUCGCGCCAAUGGUUCGCUACGCUGCCCGCCCGGUUAUCUGUGUCAUCUACGAGGGCGAUCUUGACCGCAACGCGAACGGAAAAAUUCAGAAGACGACGAUCAAGAAAACGGUCGCGGACGAGUGGGUCAGGCGGACGGGCGGAAGGGCCUGGGUCAGGAAUAAGGCCAAGUUGUGA
This is a messenger RNA of Trichosporon asahii var. asahii CBS 2479, 1662 nucleotides long. RefSeq lists its product as uncharacterized. The transcript has a single exon. Lineage: Eukaryota; Fungi; Basidiomycota; Tremellomycetes; Trichosporonales; Trichosporonaceae. Gene Ontology annotation, biological process: secondary metabolic process. The record is from RefSeq and is a predicted model, not a curated record. Gene Ontology annotation, molecular function: CoA-ligase activity. The coding region runs from base 1 to 1662 and encodes 553 amino acids.